GGUGGGCGGAGGGAGGUUGUGGGGAGAUCGCAGCACCCAGCGCCAAGCGCAGCGCGCAGCACCAGACAGACGGCAGGAGCUCCCACCGACGGGCGCAGCUGGAGUGAGCCGAGCAGGGAGGCGUGCUCUAAGCAGAGAACCGAACCGCGCGGCAUCCCCCGGCCGCCGCACGCACAGGCCGGCUCCCUUCUCGCGUCCCUGCUCCCCCACCGCGCCCCUCCGGCCAGCAUGAGGCUCCUGGCGGCCGCGCUGCUCCUGCUGCUCCUGGCGCUGUGCGCCUCGCGCGUGGACGGGUCCAAGUGUAAGUGUUCCCGGAAGGGGCCCAAGAUCCGCUACAGCGACGUGAAGAAGCUGGAAAUGAAGCCAAAGUACCCGCACUGCGAGGAGAAGAUGGUUAUCAUCACCACCAAGAGUAUGUCCCGGUACCGGGGCCAGGAGCACUGUCUGCACCCUAAGCUGCAGAGCACCAAACGCUUCAUCAAAUGGUACAAUGCCUGGAAUGAGAAGCGCAGAGUCUACGAAGAAUAGGAGGACUGAUCUCAGGAAGAAAAACUCCAGGCCAGUUGAGAGACUUCAGCAGAGGACUUCGCAGAUUAAAAUAAAAGCCCUUUCUUUCUCACAAGCAUACGACAAAUUAUAUAUUGCUAUGAAGCUCUUCUUACCAGGGUCAGUUUUUACAUUUUAUAGCUGUGUGUGAAAGGCUUCCAGAUGUGAGACCCAGCUCUCCUGCACUCCAGACUUCAUUUCCAGUGGCUUUUUGCCGAAAGGGGGAUGGGGGUGGGACAACUCAAGCCUUUCCUUUUUAAAAUAAGGGGUUUUGUAUUUGUCCAUAUGUCACUACACAUCUGAGCUUUAUAAGCGUCUGGAAGGAACAAUGAGCUUGGUUGAGGCAUUUCAUUGCACCAUUGCUCUGGUCCAGGCUUGCGAAGCUUCCGCUCAGAGGUCCUGGCGCCUCGGCACAGCUGCCAUGGGCUCUCCUGGACUUGUGACUGGUCAGGGUUUCAGUGGGACUCCACAGUGGCCCCUGUUGCAGGGCAAUUGGGAGCAGGUCCUUCAACAUCUGUACCUCGAGAAACUCAGUCUAGUUACCAGGAUAAGCUUCUUCCCCGCCCCCAGCCCAGUUCACAGCCAGGCAAGCGAUUGAUCCUUAGAGGAGCUGGGUCUUCCUUCCAACCUGAGGGUUUCUGAAAAGUCUGCUGCUUUGGUAGAUGAUGCUUCCAAAGCCUGAGAAGUUCCAAGCACUGUGGAAAAUAACCUAAGGAGGGAAGAUUCAGGAAUAAAUGCACAACACACAGCGGGAGCGACACAUCCUAUAGGCAAGGGGAAACUUUCAAAGCUUUGUUUCUUUCCCUCACCCCAACAGAAAGCACACUCCCCCUCUAGGCAGAUGCAAACAGCACAGUCCUCUUUGGGGGUUCGGAUGAUCCUGAACCCACUCCUGUGUACAUACCACCCUCGGGGUGCCCUACCGCAUCCUACGGCUGUUUCUCUGCUCUGUACAUGCUGAGAGCCGCGAGCUGCAUG
This is a messenger RNA of Peromyscus eremicus (cactus mouse), 1524 nucleotides long. It is a transcript of the gene Cxcl14, whose product is annotated as C-X-C motif chemokine ligand 14. NCBI's taxonomy places the organism in Eukaryota, Metazoa, Chordata, Mammalia, Rodentia, Cricetidae. The transcript is spliced from 4 exons. Gene Ontology annotation, biological process: antimicrobial humoral immune response mediated by antimicrobial peptide; cell chemotaxis. Gene Ontology annotation, cellular component: extracellular region. Bases 229 to 528 code for a protein of 99 amino acids. The record is from RefSeq and is a predicted model, not a curated record. Gene Ontology annotation, molecular function: chemokine activity.